AUGAACCAAACUCUGCUGAAAAAGUUUAGCCCUAUAUCAGCAUUAUUUUAUCGUUCAAAAGGUUACAAAGCACCUGGUGGAUUGCGAUACCCUGGAGGUAUCGUAUACUAUCCUAGACAUCCUGAUCACAAGGACCCUGAAUACACGCCAUCUAAACUGUUUAGAGUCGAAAGAAUACGUCCAACAAAAAAUAAUCCUUGGUGGCUCAAGACUAUUCUUAAAGAAUUGAAAAUUGAUGAAGCAAAUCGUGUAACAAUUGUUAAAAAUAUACCUGAAGUAAAUGCUAGAUUGUGGAAGAUUAAACAUUUAAUUAAAGUGACACCAAUCACUUUUCCUUAUGGGGAACCAACGGAAGCAGAUAUAAACUAUACAGUCUUAAAAGAAAAUGGACAAUGUGUAGUAACAAAAACUCUAGAACCCCAAGCAAGUCAAAUUGAAGCCUUAGAAAAGUUUGAAACUGAUAAAAGUAAAAUGGAUUCAACUACAAUUAAAAAUGAUUCAAGAUAUAAGUGGAAUACAGCUUUUGGUGGGGGCUUUUAG
This is a messenger RNA of Parnassius mnemosyne (clouded apollo), 540 nucleotides long. Lineage: Eukaryota; Metazoa; Arthropoda; Insecta; Lepidoptera; Papilionidae. The record is from the annotation of a GenBank genome assembly.